UUAGAGGUCAUCAAAAAUGGUAUGGAUCCGAUAAGAACUUUCUUGUGAAUAAUUUCUUUAUGGUCUAUGGAUUAUGGGUUUAUGCGCUGUGAUUGUGUCCCAUUUUGAUAAAUAUUCUGUGAUCUACAUUAACUGAAGCCUUAAAACCGCCAACUCUUGAUAUCCUUGUUGUUUUAUUUUUGUUGUGAAAAGUGGGCAUUUAAUAUGAGUUUCCUUUUUGGCAGCCGUUCUUCCAAGACUUUCAAGCCAAAAAAGAACAUCCCCGAAGGUACUCAUCAGUAUGAGCUGAUGAAACAUGCAGCAGCCACCUUAGGUUCAGGGAACUUGAGGCUUGCUGUGAUGUUACCAGAGGGCGAGGAUUUAAAUGAAUGGGUCGCUGUUAAUACUGUGGACUUCUUUAACCAAAUCAAUAUGUUAUAUGGCACUAUAACAGAGUUUUGUACAGAGGAAAGUUGCCCCAUCAUGUCUGCAGGCCCUAAAUAUGAGUACCACUGGGCGGACGGACACACAGUAAAAAAACCCAUUAAGUGUUCAGCCCCCAAAUAUAUUGACUAUCUCAUGACAUGGGUUCAGGAUCAGCUGGACGACGAGACGCUUUUCCCGUCAAAAAUAGGGGUCCCCUUCCCAAAAAAUUUUCUCUCGAUAGCGAAAACGAUCCUAAAACGGUUGUUCCGGGUAUACGCACAUAUUUAUCACCAGCACUUUAGUCAGGUCGUUCAAUUAGGAGAGGAAGCACACCUUAACACUUCCUUUAAACACUUUAUAUUCUUUGUUCAGGAAUUUAGUUUAAUUGAGAGACGGGAGCAGGCGCCUCUGCAGGAAUUGAUCGAUAAAUUGACGGCAAAGGAGGCUCGAUGAGCGUGUCGCGUCGCCUGUUCUCUUUCUACGUAUCUCUUUAAUGCUUGUAUUUUUUUCCAGACAAGGCAAUAACGAAACGAGUGCAGGGGGCGCCACAAAUGCUAGACCAAAGCAAGGGCUAAGUACAGGGUAUGUUUUUAGGGAAUGACCAGUUUUUGUGGCGCUGUUUGUACUUAAGUAACUUAUUUAUUGCACUUAACCAUAUGUAGGCAUCAACAUGACUAAGCGAUAGUUUAUAAAUGUAAGUAACAAGCGUGUUUAUUGUUUCAAUGUUAAUGUUUGUUAAUUUUUGUAUGCACAUGUACGAGGCUUCACUUUUUCUACUAUUUAUUUCUUGUUCCUGUUUUCAAGCCUAAGAGUAGGUUGGGACUUUGUAUUUUAUUGACAAUAAAUUACUUUUAUUGGAAUUUUUGUUUCUAGUCGGUACGACAUGCCUAUGCGCUAUGAAUUUGCUGCGUUUUCUUUUGUUGAUAGGUCAGCUUGCUUAUGAACCAAAAUCUAACCCUGUGUAGACGUAGGACCAUGUAUAUUUAUAAAAGAGUAUUUUUAGAAUCAAUAUACACAUUCAUAAUGCGA
This is a messenger RNA of Zophobas morio, 1434 nucleotides long. RefSeq names its product MOB kinase activator 1B (gene mats). The record is from RefSeq and is a predicted model, not a curated record. Gene Ontology annotation, molecular function: protein kinase activator activity. Gene Ontology annotation, cellular component: cytoplasm; nucleus. The transcript is spliced from 5 exons. NCBI's taxonomy places the organism in Eukaryota, Metazoa, Arthropoda, Insecta, Coleoptera, Tenebrionidae. Bases 205 to 858 code for a protein of 217 amino acids. Gene Ontology annotation, biological process: hippo signaling; positive regulation of protein phosphorylation.